Molecule: messenger RNA, 2942 nt
Organism: Penaeus vannamei (Pacific white shrimp)
Lineage: Eukaryota; Metazoa; Arthropoda; Malacostraca; Decapoda; Penaeidae
Source: RefSeq, a predicted model, not a curated record
GCCCGCUACUGGUCGGCGCCGAUGUCCGUAGCCGUCUUCACUCCCGACGUGGAAUACGCCAUCGCCCGCGCCUACCUCAGCUACCUCGUCACCUGCUUCCCCUUCCUGGGUGAGAAAGUGAGCUUCCACUUCACUUACCCGAGAGAUCACCUGCCCAAGGACGUGCCCCUGGUCAUCAAUCACCUGGAGGACAGGUGCGACCAGCCUCUGGGAGUGUUGAAGGAGCUGCUCAAACACAGAGACUCGAAGAUGCUGUCGUGGAGGGAGAGGAUGCCAUACCCACAGAACGUGCUGAGGAACGUGGCCCGGAAGACAUGUGGCACGGAGUGGGUAUUUCUCGUGGAUGUGGAUAUCGUGCCCAUUCCAGGACUGUCGCACACCCUCUCGUCUUUUCUCACGUCGACGCCAGCGCUCAAGUGUAAAAAGUGUGCAUUUGUCCCCGCGAGCAGCUGCACCCGAAGGAGGGCGGGGUCACCAUCAGCCACCAGGUCACCAACUUCGAGUUCUUCUACGAACCCUUCUACGUGGCCAGGGAUGACACGCCCACUCACGACGAGCGGUUCCUGGGCUAUGGAUUCACGCGAAAUACGCAGGUGUACGAGAUGUUCGUGAGCGGCUACACCUUCCACGUGCUGUCCCCCAUCUUCACGCUUCACUGGGGCAUGCAGGUGAAGCGCUCCCGUCCAGCCUGGAGAGAGAAGCAGAACAACGCCAACAGGAGGCUGUUCGAGGGCUUCAAGAGGGAGGUGUUCGCGCGGUACGGCAAGGAUCCUCUCAACAUGAUGGCGACGAAGAAGACGAAGAAGUCAUAGCGUCGAGUGUGAGGUCGAGGCUGUUGCUCCUGAUGGAUGAUGACGUCCGCGCUGAAGGCUGUUGGUCCUGGAGGUUCUUGUUCCUGAAGGAUGUCGUCGCGCCUGAAGGUUAUUGCUCCAGGAGGUUGUUGUUCCUUGAAGGAUGUCCCUCCCGAUUGGGGUCGCUCUCGAAGGCUCUGAAGGACGGCGUGGGAUAGUGAGUGUGAGUGCCGAUGUCUUCGUCGACGGUGAAAUGGCUGACGUCGCCUGUAACACGCGUGGUUUCGGAAGGGCCUCCCCCCCCCCCCCCACGCAGCACAAAGGGCGCGAGACGGAAGAUCACCGAUCCUCAGAGCAGUGGGAAGCCCUCGCCACACCGCGAAACGAACGGCUUGUUUUUCUGCGCCGUUCGCAUGCUUUAACAAUCAAGUCGGCAAAUGCGAAAUGGUCGUUUGCCAUUCCACGUGAGUCUAAGGGACAGGAGGUCGGGAUUCCACAAGGGACCUCGAGUGGGUGAUUCCGUGUUCUGACAAAUUACGAUUAAAAUGCAUUAUACAUCACCGAGCUUCUUUGCAUCGUCUUGACACGUAAAUCCUAAUAUGCAUAAGAUUAUUAUUAUUUUUUAUUCAGUGUCUGCUUAAAAUGGUUUAUUCACCUGAGUUGAAAACAAGCGACGUAAAUGUAAUGACAAAGGGUUAGCCGACUGAGACGACACAGUGACGCAGCAACGUACACAGUGAGCGAGUGCCAUCACCCUCUAAGAUUCGCCGAGAAAUAUUUCGAGAUAACGUAAUGUCCGAAGAAAUAAUGGCGCAAGGGGGACUAUCGUUAUGAAGAUAUAAUGGGGUACUUCUAAUGGAUUUCAUAGAGGGGACAAGAAGGGGAGAGAAGGUCUUAGUGUUGAGGGUGACUCUGUUAUCCAUCGGCACGUCUCUUCUAUUCCCUUUGCCUUCCCUUACACCUACAAGGCUGGGGUCGAGAGGACAUGCGAAUGAGGUGGGAGAGGAAAUAGAAUUUUCCGCGAUAAUCUGUUAGUAAUUCCAAAAAAAUGCAUUCACAAUCAUUGUAUCCACACCUGUUUCCAUUAUAUUCCGUAGUCUAAGCUUAGUUUAAGUCUUUUGUAAAGAGAAAAAAAAAGUGACGUUGACAGAAACUGUUUGAUAUGUUCCUUAAUUAGCUUUAAGUUCGUGGCCGGUCUCCUCAACCAAGAAGAUGAAGAAGGGAGGGGAAAAGAGGUGACAAGACUCAAGUCCCCUUAACACACGACCUCCGCGAGCGACAUAAUGAACACUUAUUUCACGCGAGUUCGACAAGGGGAUUCCCUUCCCCAGCUCAUUCAAACCUCCGGUGCAUUUAGCCACAGUCGCCGGGAACGCCUGUCUUGUCCCCUGUCAAAAGGGAGGAUGAAACCGAAAGACCGGUUUAACGUUAGGGAUCAUGGGGGAAAAAAGACAAAAAACAGAGGAUCCCGUCGCUCAUUCUCAAGGCAGUCGAGGCUAGAGCAACACCUCCAGGCUUCCAUCAUUAGCAUACCUGGUCAAUAGCGCUGUAUGCUCUGCUCUGAAGACGGAGCAUUCCAAUUUACCCGAGAAUUACCUGAAGGAGAGCCAGAUCCCGAGUGCUGCUGUUGCCGUAGUUUCAUCUCUCGUUUAAUAUAUAUGUAUGUGUGGUGCACUGGUCGGCUGACUAUCCAUGUUACUCAGAAAAGGGAGUAAUUUACGUGAAUAGGAACUAGCGUUACACGGAAAAUCACAAGAUGCAAGAAAUGUGUUAUUUAGAGAAAAACCUGGGAAUGGAAAUUGAAGUUGAGUUAAUAGCAAUGUUCCUGAUUUUUUUAAAUGCAUCAUAUGGAAAAUCUAGAGCAUUCUAGAGCACUGUUGACAAUGAUGACAUGUAAUGUUUAAAAUUUUGUAUGAUGGAAAGGGCUAUAUAUAGUUAUUCAAAGACAAAGCACUAGACAAUAUAUGUGUCGCUCUAAUAGAAAAUAAAGGAUAAUGAAUAAUGGGUAUGUUUUAAGAAUGGGUACAUAUAACACCCUCUUCAUUAACUUGCAGGAAGCUUGUUUGUGUUAAUAUGGAUAUUUUGUAGUUUAUGGUAAGUGUAUAUACGGUCUUGAUGUAAUCUCUCUCUCUCUCUAUCUAUCUAUUUAUC